UGCAAACGACGCAUACGUCAGCGUGGCCAGUAAACCGUCGGCUUAGUCGACAUUAAAAAAGUUUUCGCUCAGCGCUGGGUGUGUGCGUGUAACACAACAAAUGCGGACUAGAAAAAAGAUUGUAAAAGUGGCCACGAGUUGAGUUGGCUUUAUCAGGUUGCUCUAACUAGACCGAUUCGCUCGCAACAGUAUCUACCAAGUGAAGAAGGCCGUUUGUGCUGUGCUGUGUGCGUCGCCGAAUUCCGAAAGCCACCAUGAGCUGGUUCAGGCUGAAGAAAAAGGACAACAAGCGGAGCGUCGACUCUGGAGUGAUUGAAGAAAUUGGACAGCCGUUUCAAGUGUCUCACGUUGUUCACGUCGGCUACAACCCAGCAACGGGAGACGUCGAAGGACUGCCUGAACCAUGGCUGAAACUCUUGCAACAUUCCAACAUUUCCGCCAAGGAACAAAGCAAACACCCAACUGCUGUUCUACAAGCCCUAAAGUAUUAUCAACAUUCCAUAAAAAACAAGAAUGGUGUGGCCAAGUUUCUGGGUACAAAGGAAACUGUGGAACAAGAAUCAAAAGAGAUCGCAGACACUGUUCCAGAAAUGAGCGAUGAUGAAGGCUUGGACGAACCACCCGAAGAAGAGCCUGUACCAUCAAAAGCACUGCCCAGAGACGAGGACCACAAACCCCCAGUUGCUCCACUCGCGUCUCCAGUAAUGCGAAGUAAACGAGAAGAAGCGCCUCGAGUUUCUGAAGAAGAGGUCAUGUUGCAGCUCCAAAGUAUAGUGAAUCCUGAAAACCCAAGAGAACGGUAUUCACUAAUGAAUAAAGUGGGCUCAGGGGCGUCGGGUACAGUGUACACAGCAACAGACCGUCGGACGCAGCGCAAGGUGGCCGUGAAGACCAUGGAGCUGGCCCAGCAGCCCAAGAAGGAGUUGAUCCUGACCGAGAUUGAGGUGAUGCGGCAGAACAAGCACCCCAACCUGGUCAACUUUCUGGAUGCCUAUCUGGUCGACGGGGACCUGUGGGUGAUCAUGGAGUACCUCGAAGGUGGUGCUUUGACGGACGUUGUGUCGGAAACUGUGAUGCGGGAAGAACAGAUGGCUGCCGUAUGCCUUGAGGCGACACGGGCCAUCGCGUUCUUACAUUCUCAGGGCAUCAUCCACAGGGACAUUAAGUCUGACAACGUGCUGCUUGGAAUGGAUGGUGCGGUGAAGGUGACCGACUUCGGUUUUUGUGCCCAAAUCCGUCCAGACGAGAAGCGGCACACCAUGGUGGGCACACCUUACUGGAUGGCACCGGAAGUGGUCACCCGAAAGCAGUACGGACCAAAGGUAGACGUCUGGUCACUGGGAAUCAUGCUGAUAGAAAUGAUGGAUGGUGAGCCUCCCUACCUGAACGAGACUCCCCUGCGAGCCCUCUACCUCAUUGCGACCCACGGCAAGCCACACAUAAAAGAUCGGGAACGGCGAUCUCCACAGCUUCUGGAUUUCCUCGACCGGUGCCUUGAGGUGGAUGUUGAGAAGCGUGCCACAGCGCAGGAAUUGCUGGAACACCCGUUCUUGCAGAAGGCAGCCUCACUAUCAACCAUUGUGCCUUUGAUAAGGGCCGCCAAGAAAGUGCUCAACAAGGCUUGAUUCUAAGCGCGAUAUCUUUUUCCACGAGACCACCAAUCAAUGGAAUGAAAACCGCCAGCACCGCCAGACUGGUUGACAUGGCAACCACGGUUCCACGGGUGCCAUAUUUCCAGACCAUUUUUUUAGAAUCGCGAAGCACCAAUCUGUCUUUUAGCAAUGUGUUGUAAGAGCGUGGUGUCCUUUUUACAUAUUCAUCCGGGAUUUCAGCAUCCUGUGAGACUGGCAAGUGAGGCCUGUGUUUUUUCGUCUCAAACGUGCAGGGCUUCCUUCUCUUCACGUGCCUUCUUUUGAUCUUCAUUAAACUAAUAUUUCGCAAUCGUAACCGCAGUGCUAGCCACUGCCAAGCCGAACAUUUGCUCAUUGAAGAAGGCUCGAUAACUUAAAAGAUGUAAACACUUCUUUCUUUACAAUUGUAAUUCGUUUGUUUGUCUUCUUUAUUAAGAUUCGUCAAGGUUCUGCUACUUAGUGUGAGCAGAGAUUUUGUUUUACGAGACUGCCAGGCUCGAAGAAAUGGGGGGCAGUUUAUGCAUUCUUGAAUUGUUUCCUGGUUUUGGUGACGACCUCUGUACAAGAAUGUUAAAGCCCAUCUUGUACCAGGGCUUUAUGCUGCAUUGAAGACCUCCUGUUUUGGUGAGAAAUUUGAAACUUUUCUGCAUUUCUUGCAUUGUUUUUAAUCAAGAAUGAAUGGAAUUCUCUACUUGGUGCUUGAUGUUCGCACAAAGCCCAUGUUUUAUAUGUACGAAAAAAAUUCUGAGCUCGGGGAAACGCUCGCUGCCAUCGAGUGUGUUCCUUCCUACUGUAGCGGAGUCUGCUAUGGUUUGUGUUCAGAUUCUCCGUGUGCCUAAUGACCAAUCGUGUGUGACUCUUUGUCUAGCUGUCACUCCUCUUCAGUAGCAGUACUCGAGAGUAAGAUGAAUCUAUGCUAACCUCACCGUGCAAGUUUUAUCUUAACACUUCAUCAUGCUACCGUCACUGCUGCCAAGCUUUACGGGGUUGCUGUGAUCAUUCAAGCAGCUGCGUAUCAGCUGCGUGCUGUUAUUAACAUUUAUCACGUAAUCCCUUUUGGAACACGCAACAAUUGACCGUUGUUUCUCUGGCUCACAAAUGUGUCGGCCAGACACAUUGAAGCAUUUGUUGCACGCUAUUUAAUUUACUCGUUCUACCAAUUGCACUGUGUGAGCACUGUCAUUCCUGGAAGAUAGUAGCAAUAACGUUUGAGCCUUGAUGAAUGAACUCUCGUGUGUUUACCUCAGUUUGUGCACAUUUGAACAAGGAUGAAAGAGUAUGCGUUGCGAGUACAACAAGCUAGUGCACAGCUUAUCGUGUCUGUGCAUGUUAGGGAGCACUCCAUCAGCUUGGUUGUCAUACCGUGUCUUGCCAUAACCAAUGUCUGACAAGCCUCUGGCAUUUGAUGAUUCUGCCAGUUUUAAUUCCUGUUGGCUCAUUGGUAGACUUGCUGCGAGUAUUCAGUACGGUGUUUUAGCUUACGUUUGAUAAUUUGAAAGAUAAUUUGUCGUGAAUUCUUACUGCCUCGAUGUUGACGUAUUGCACAGCAGUGGAACUCUUUCUUCUUUUCAUGUGUGAAUUUCUGUCUGUCGACUUUCAGUUGUUGUUUCUUGGAGGCCAUCUUGGAAGAAAAAGGUCACACUCUAGUCAAACUCGCUGGCGUGCAGUGAGCACUUACGUUAUCAUCUCUUGCUUUUUCUAUGCAAUUAUGUAUAAGUAUAUAUUGAUGAGAGAAAUAUUUUUUUCCAUCUUCCAAUUGUGUAUUUUUGAUACCUUGUAAAAAAAAUAAUAAAUUUUUUUCUUUUAUCUUAGUC
This is a messenger RNA of Rhipicephalus sanguineus (brown dog tick), 3445 nucleotides long. It is a transcript of the gene Pak3, whose product is annotated as serine/threonine-protein kinase Pak. The transcript has 9 exons. NCBI's taxonomy places the organism in Eukaryota, Metazoa, Arthropoda, Arachnida, Ixodida, Ixodidae. The record is from RefSeq and is a predicted model, not a curated record. Gene Ontology annotation, molecular function: ATP binding; protein serine/threonine kinase activity. Gene Ontology annotation, cellular component: cytoplasm. Gene Ontology annotation, biological process: regulation of axonogenesis; regulation of MAPK cascade; protein phosphorylation. Bases 255 to 1625 code for a protein of 456 amino acids.